Messenger RNA from Neofelis nebulosa (Clouded leopard), 868 nucleotides. It is a transcript of the gene PATE1, whose product is annotated as prostate and testis expressed 1. The record is from RefSeq and is a predicted model, not a curated record. The transcript has 3 exons. The coding region runs from base 115 to 372 and encodes 85 amino acids. Lineage: Eukaryota; Metazoa; Chordata; Mammalia; Carnivora; Felidae.
UCACAGGUGCCCUGGGCAAGGCUAAAUCUCAGACAAAAUUGCAGAUUGAUUUUGUUUCUCUUUGCCAAUACAGUUCAUGAACUAUUUACUGAUGAAGACCAUUAUCCUGCCCAAAUGACAGGAAUCGUUCAGUGUAGGAUGUGCCACUUGCAGUUUCCAGGAGAGAAGUGUUCCAGAGGCAGAGGAAUAUGCAUUGUAACAAGUGAAGAGUCUUGCACAACUGGCAGGAUUUCCAAGAAAGACGGUACUCCGUGGUUAAUGUUCAUGGGCUGCCUGAAGAGCUGUGCUAAUGUGGGCAAAAUAAAAUGGAGUGUCUACUUGGUGGAGUUCAGGUGCUGCCGGGGCUAUGACUUCUGCAAUGAAUACCUAUAGAGAUUGCCUGUCCUUCAGUAGCUCCAAUCUCUGGAUGAUAUUGUUGCCUCCGCCUCCUUGCAAUGAUUUCUUAAAAAGCCACAUUUCAGGUUGCAAACACAUGGUUCUGCCUUCUGCGUGUGUAAGAAAAAGUCCUCUCCUUUUCUAGAUUUUCUCUCUUGGUCCCUGGUGGCAGGUGGGAUUUGGGGAAGGGGGGAGGACAAACACCUUGGGAGUAACAUCAAUGUCUCCCACAGGUUAUUGCAAAGCCUAGUGCUUCUACUGUGUAGCCUAAGGUGCUUCCAGAAAGGGAAGACGAGAAUCGGGGGCAAUUCUUUUCCCGACCUUCCUCCUUCUUUCUGAGGCAGGAUAUUUUCCUUCCUUUCUUCUUCUUAAAUGUUUAUAUCUCUUGGUAUUAUCCUCCCUAUCUCACUCCCACGAAAGCUUAUAACCCUGGCCUCACAGGGAGGGAAGUAGCAAAAUGAAGAGCUGGCCUGAGUCUUCUUGAAUUUUGUUC